UCUCUUCCUCGGCAUUCGUUCACACGUCCUCUUCGCUCUUCUCGAGACGCGAGAAAUUCGUUCUUCGGCGCGAGUCUCCGCAAACUCCAGCUCUGGCCCGUCCGUGCGACGCCGCGCUGUCUUGCGUUUUGUCUUCCGGAGGGUGGCGAGCUUCGCCUCUCCACGCAGGAAAGGCUGCGAAAGAAUCUGGCGAAAGAUCUUGGAGAGAACGAAGCGCCGGCCAAGAAGGUGUGGAUGGGAAAAAACGCGGGAGCCUCGUCAUACGGUCAUGUCAAUCUGACAACGUCGGACGAGAGAAAAGGCGUCGCUUUUGGGAGGGCAAAGAGGCCGCUCAAGAACGACGCGGAGAGUUUUGCCGGACGGCCAAGCGUUCCUCUUUUUUCGACUUCUUCUUCUACCUCCGAAGAGCUCCUCCUCGAGUGACUUUCCGUCCCUGAGUUCCUCGCCUGUCCCCCUUUUUUUUCUCUCUCUCUCUCCUCGGCUGCUCCCAGCCUCUCAGGCCUUCACACUGAGGAAGGAGACACUGGGAGACUCCUCCUCCUUCUCCCAUGGCAGGUUCUUCUUGCGCCGACGGCGGCUCUGGCCGCUCGGCUUCUUGCGCCCCUCGGGAGGACGGCGAGAGGUCUCGCGCUUCUCGCCUCUCCAAGAGGAAACUCGACUCGUCCUCCUCUCCCUCGCCUCCCUCUUCUUCUCCAUUUUCCCCCUCUCCGCCGUCUUCCUCCUCGCCUGCGUCUCCUUGCCCUUGUUCCCUCCUUGGUUCUCCCUCCUCUUCUCCCCGUUGCUCUCCCUCCUCUUCUCCCCUUUGUUCUCCCUCGUAUUCUCGCGCCUCGCAGGGUUUGCUGCAGCGCGGCGAGGCGGCCGCGCUGGCGAGGCUGCUGGUUCUGGUUCUCGCACUCGGCGGCGCCUUCUGUCUGGCACGACAUGUUUCUUUUCUCCAGCUGUUCAAAGACUUCCUCACGGACCCCAGUCGUCCCCGCGGCGAGGGAGAAGGCGGCCGCGCAGCGCUCGCGCAUGCAGACCCCGGAAGCGCGCAGGUCGCUCGUGCUGGCCUCUUCGUCCUUCUCUACGCGGUCGGCGGCGUUUUGUUCGUCCCCGCGCCGAUCAUGUCUGUCGCAGCAGGCGCUCUCUUCCCUGACAACUUCCUUCUUCCAGUCUGCCUCAUUCUCGUCGGAAGUCUCUCUGGGGCGUGCCUCUCUUUCCUUUUUGCGCGUUUCCUGCUCCGGAGUCUCGUCGUACGCUUCGUCGUCGCAAAGCGUCCGAUUCUGCGUGCUGUGGACUUCGCCAUUCGGAAGGAAGGAAUCAAAGUUCUUUUGUGUGCGCGAAUGGUUCUUCCGUACACUUUGAAUAAUUACUUCCUUGGCGUGACGGGUGUCUCCCUCUGGGAAUUCGCUCUUGCGACCUUCCUCACGGGGGUUCCCUUUGCGGUCGCCUAUGCGGCAAUCGGAGCCGAGCUUCGCGACCUGGACUCGAUUUUCUUGGGCGCGUCUGUCUCCCCGUCUUCGCCGGAUUCACCUGCUCUGUCGGUCUCGUCUUUCCUCGCGUCGAAACUCUCCGGUGGCGGACUGAAGUCGGUGAUGGUCGUCGCUGCAUGCGCGCUGCUCUUCGCGGGUGUACACACAGUCAAGAACAUCGCGCGUGAGGUUCUGUCACAAGCGGCGGAAGACCUCGACGCCCGCGAGUCAGAGAAGCUGUUGAACCGAGAGGACGAAGAGAAACUGAAGCGCGGCGAGUAGCAUUGGAGGCGACUGGAGGAGAGGAAACCAGAGAACGUCGAGAGGAAGGGAACCCACAAGACAACGAGGAGACGGAGACAGGGCAGAGACAGCCCCGGGAGACAACAAAAAAGAGCGGCUGAGUCCGACGCGCUGCCCUUGAAGGGACUCACGAAAAGCAAGCAAGAAGCACAGAGCCGCAUCUUUCCUUCGGCAGAGAGAAGGCUGUGCCAGCGGCGAGAGGCUGAAGAUUGAAGCAGCACAGAAACUGCAUGCAAAGGGUGAACCCAGCGAGGCCGAAGGCGAAGAAAAACUUCACACAUCUCUGCAGAACGGAGGGCCGAGAGGCGGCAAGCAGUCGCAACGACUCUCGAGGGAGGGAAGCUGGGCCGAGACCUGGCUGCGCAGAGCGAACCGAGAAGCCUCCUUUGAAAUUUGUGUCGAUGAGCUGUGAAAGCGAAAGAGGCUUGAGGAAGCUGGUAGAGGAAGAGAAGGACAAAGAAGGCGAGACGUCGUCGCUCAGGGAAGCAAACGAAGUAGCAUGAGUCCUCGACUGCUGCUCGCACUGCAGCGUUUCUUUCCACUCUUUCGCUUUCAUGUGGUCUACGUGAGGCUUCUGCGCCAUGCCCUUCUUGGGUGUACGUCCUCCCCUCCCCCUUCCCCCGGGUGGCGGGAGGCUUUUUGGUGCGUCCCGACGACCCUCGUGGGCGGACCGACUUUUGUUUUUUUUUCAAUCGCUGCGACGCGCGCUUCUGUCCGGCGCCUCUGGUCCGGAAUGUCUUGC
Molecule: messenger RNA, 2496 nt
Organism: Toxoplasma gondii ME49
Lineage: Eukaryota; Apicomplexa; Conoidasida; Eucoccidiorida; Sarcocystidae
Product: SNARE associated Golgi protein
Exons: 6
Coding region: 549-1733 (394 amino acids)
Cellular component (GO): membrane
Source: RefSeq, a predicted model, not a curated record